AUGACGAACUCGAACGGCAUCCAGAAGGCACCACGCGUGCAAGAUGGUAGCUCUGUAUGGGAAUCGCUAUCCAGAUGGCUUCCAUCUCGAGAUCACGACAGCAACUACUGGUGGAAUGUUACUGGACCCCACAUGGCAGCGAUGCUUGAAGAGGCUGGAUAUUCGAAAGAGAAGCAGUAUGAGAACCUGUUGAUCCACUACCACUGGACUGUACCUUACAUGGGUCAGGCACCCGGCGCAGACGGGACAGUACCGUGGAAGUGCCUGAUAACCCAACACGGACUCCCAUUGAUAUACUCGUGGAAGUGGAACGGGGCGAGCCCAACCAGCAGACCCGAUAUCCGGAUUGGAUUCGAGCCCAUUGGAGAGUCGAGUGGUACAGCAUUGGAUCCCAUCAACCAGCGACGCACAAGGGAGCUGCUGGACUCCUUCGCGCGCCGUAUUCCCAUGGACACGGCCUGGACAAACCAUUUCCUGUCCACUUUCUACGACCCUGAAACGAAGUACUGGCAGGCAAAGGAGGCUGGUGUCCCACUGGCUACCACCACGAUGCUUGGGUACGAUUACCUGCAUGACGGCAUGACGCUGAAGACAUACUUCUUCCCCAGGCUGGCUGGGCAGAGACUACUCCCAAUGGAUCGCUGGGAUGCUUCCCUUCGUCAUAUACUCUCCGAAGCCGACAGCAAGGUCGGGACCAAGGCUCUCGAUGCAGUCCUUGACUUCCUCAAGGCCAGCACCGAGGGCCAAGUCCUAGUCCCGACAGGCCUAGCCAUCGACAAUGGCACGAGCUCUCCGACGGGAUCCCAAUCGUCCAGAUUGAAAUUCUACUUCCGCUCUCCACACACGACAUUCGCUUCGGUGCGCGAAGUAAUGACCCUGGGCGGGCGCAUCACAGGGCUAGAAGCCCAACUACAGAGUCUCCAUCAACUCCUUGAAGAUGUUACUGGCCUCCCAUCUGAUUUCCCCGACGAUGCAGACGCACCCGUUCACCAUGGGUUUGGGACCGGAUCCUCGCCCCUGGGCCGCGCAGCUUACUAUCUGUACUACUUUGACAUUGCACCUGGUGCCGAAGUCCCAGAUAUCAAGUUCUACACCCCGCUCACGCACUACGGGCAGAAUGAUCUGAAAUCGGCCCAGGGCGUUACCAGUUGGAUGGAGGCGAAUGGCCGUGGGUCGUACUGUGCAAACUACCUCCGGGUGCUGGAGAAGGUGGCUGGCGAGAAGACGUUGGAGACGGGGAAUGGACUGCAGUCCUAUCUGAGCUGUCUGUUUAAGCAGAAUGGGGAGCUGGAUAUUACUAGUUAUUUCCUCACUGAGCGGUCUUAG
Messenger RNA from Aspergillus puulaauensis, 1326 nucleotides. RefSeq lists its product as uncharacterized. Lineage: Eukaryota; Fungi; Ascomycota; Eurotiomycetes; Eurotiales; Aspergillaceae. Bases 1 to 1326 code for a protein of 441 amino acids. The record is from RefSeq and is a predicted model, not a curated record. Gene Ontology annotation, biological process: alkaloid metabolic process. The transcript has 3 exons. Gene Ontology annotation, molecular function: prenyltransferase activity.